Molecule: messenger RNA, 859 nt
Organism: Vicia villosa (hairy vetch)
Lineage: Eukaryota; Viridiplantae; Streptophyta; Magnoliopsida; Fabales; Fabaceae
Exons: 2
Coding region: 1-828 (275 amino acids)
Molecular function (GO): zinc ion binding; nucleic acid binding
Source: RefSeq, a predicted model, not a curated record
AUGUCUGUUAUUAAGUUUAAUGGGCUUAACUUCAAUGAAUGGUGUGAACAAAUUCAGUUUCACCUUGGUGUUUUGGAUCUUGAUUUGGCGCUCUUAAGUGACAAGCCUGGUGAUCUUAAUGAUGAAAGUACUGCUGAGCAAAAAUCUUUCCAUAAAUCUUGGGAAAGAUCUAACAGACUAAGCCUAAUGUUUAUGCGAAUGGCUGUAAAAAACAACAUCAAGUCCACAUUUAAGAAAACUGAAAAUGCUAAGGAAUUUAUGAAGUAUGUGGAAGAAAGCUCUCAAUCUGACUCAGCUGAUAAGUCACUUGCUGGGACACUAAUGGGUACGUUAACCAAUAUGAAGUUUAAUGGUUCUCGUACCAUGCAUGAUCAUGUCGUCGACAUGACAAACAUAGCAGCAAGAUUGAAGACCAUGGGAAUGGAAGUGAAUGAAAAUUUCCUAGUAACGUUCAUCCUUAAUUCCUUACCUUCGGAGUAUGGCACAUUUCAUGUCAAUUAUAACACUCUGAAGGAUAAAUGGAAUGUGCAUGAAUUACAAAGCAUGCUCAUUCAAGAGGAAGCAAGGCUUAAGAAAUCAGGAGAUCAUUCAGUUAAUCUCGUUGGUCAUAAAGGAGCUGGAAAGAAACCAUGGAAGAAGAAUGGAAAGGUCAAGCAAGGACUGUCAAAGAUCAACCAGUCAUCUGACCAAAUCCACAAGAAGGAAUCAAGCAAGGAUACAUGCCGGUUUUGUAAAAAGGCUGGACACUAUCAAAAGGAUUGCCUGAAGCGUAAGGCAUGGUUCGAAAAGAAAGGGAUUUCUUACGACCCAAACCAUAAGCCAAAAUGAGAAGUUCAUCUUUAUGGGAAAUCGAGUCAAG